Haliotis rubra (blacklip abalone) is the source of this 381-nucleotide messenger RNA. RefSeq names its product thyroxine 5-deiodinase-like. The transcript has a single exon. Lineage: Eukaryota; Metazoa; Mollusca; Gastropoda; Lepetellida; Haliotidae. Gene Ontology annotation, molecular function: thyroxine 5'-deiodinase activity. Bases 1 to 381 code for a protein of 126 amino acids. The record is from RefSeq and is a predicted model, not a curated record.
AUGAGCAAAUUCAAGCGCUACAACGCCGUGGCGUCUGAGUUUGACAACAUCGCCGAUUUUCUGAUCAUUUAUAUUGAAGAGGCGCAUGCAUCUGAUGGUUGGCGCUUCGAGUACAAUGUUCAGAUUGCCUCUCAUAAGUCACUGGAUGACCGCCGCAAGGCUGCAAUGAUAUUGGCUGAGAAGAAUCCAGUCUGCCCAAUCGUUGUGGACAAUAUUGCCAACACCGCCAACAUCCAAUAUGGCGGCUACUUUGAGCGACUGUACAUCAUCAAAGAUGGAGUUAUAGCAUAUGAGGGGGGAAGAGGUCCUGAGUUCUACAAUUUAGACGAAGUACAUCAGUGGUUGGCGUCAUACAGGGGCUCUACAGACAAACAUUGCUGA